This is a messenger RNA of Metopolophium dirhodum (rose-grain aphid), 1452 nucleotides long. RefSeq lists its product as uncharacterized. The record is from RefSeq and is a predicted model, not a curated record. Bases 1 to 1452 code for a protein of 483 amino acids. Gene Ontology annotation, molecular function: nucleic acid binding. NCBI's taxonomy places the organism in Eukaryota, Metazoa, Arthropoda, Insecta, Hemiptera, Aphididae. The transcript is spliced from 3 exons.
AUGGAAUGGAAUGGAAGUAUCAUUAAUAAUUCCGCGACACGAAAAGUGGCCGAUUUGUACCGCGACCCGUUGCGGCUUCCCUACCUGUUAGCCAUUGGUUCUCAACCUAUACCACCUCCUGCCCGGCGCACGGCGGUCGCAGUGCCAUGCAUCUGCGCGCAAUGUAAGUCAGAUUUAACUGCUGAUUUUUUUAAAAAUGCGCAAGUUGUUACUGCCGAAGCUUGUGGUGUGGGUUAUCGUACUGUAAGACGGAUUUGUGCUGAAGGAAAAAAUAAUAUUAAUCCAGAAACACCAGGUGCGGAACCUACAUUUGUUUCUCCACGUAAAGGGUAUAAACGAGCAAAAACUGUUUCGGAGCUGGAUGAUUUCGAUUCCGAUGUUGUGAGGAGAACUGUCCACGAGUUUUACGACCGGGGUGAGUACCCAACGGCUCAAUUAAUAUUAAAUGUCGUAAAAAAAAAAACAAAUUACAAUGGGUGCGUUCGAUCAAUGCAAAGGCUCCUAAAAAAUUUAAAAUUUACUUACAAAAGAUGUAACGAUGGUCGUAUGUUUUUAAUGGAGAGGAAUGAUAUCGUCGCACUUCGGUGUAAAUUUUUACGACAAAUGUGUACGCUGCGAAAAAAUAAAGACGAUCGUCCAGUGGUUUAUCUCGAUGAAACGUGGGUAAACCAAAACCAUUCACGCACCCUUAUUUGGCAAAAUGAAAAUAAUUCUGGUGGUCUGAAGGUGCCGACGGGUAAAGGAGGCCGACUUAUUGUAUGCCAUGCAGGAUGUAGUCGCUACGGGUUUAUAGAAGGGUCAAAAUUGGUAUUUCGAAGCAAUACCGGAAAUACCACGGAUUAUCAUAAUCAGAUGAAUGGUGAAGUAUUCAAAGAGUGGUUUAUUCAACUGCUUAAAAAUCUAGAAGAGCCAUCAGUUAUAGUCAUGGACAAUGCGCCUUACCAUUCAAUCCUCAGAGACAAAUAUCCGAAAAGUAAUUGGAGAAAAACCGAAGUACAACAAUGGUUAAAUGAAAAAAAUAUUGAGUUCCAUCCAUUGGAAACAUUACCUGAACUUCGGCAAAAAGUUAAAAACCUAUUGCCACGUGAAAAAAAAUAUGAGCUGGAUGACAUUGCAAUUGAAAUGGGUCAUGAGGUAAUCCGUCUUCCACCAUACCACUGUAAGUAUAACCCAAUUGAGUUAAUUUGGGCUCAAGUUAAGGGCCAAGUAGCGAAAUUUAACAAUACUUUUAAAAUGGUUGAUAUUGAGCGGUUAACACACGAGGCAUUAGAUGCAGUAACAAUAGACGACUGGACGAAAUGCGUUCGUCAUGCAGAAGAAAUUCAGGACGAGGACAACAAAAAUGAAAUAAUGAGGGACACCAUGAUAGAACCAAUAAUUAUGACAAUAUUACCAGAUGACAGUGACUGGAGUGAUGAUGAAGAAGAUAUUGACGAAGAAAACCACGGAUAA